AGAGCUCCUAUUAAUUAAGAUUAAAAAUGAAAAAGCAACAAACACAAGACUUAAUUUGGGUUUUGUGGUCUCAAAAAUCAAAAGAUCAACAUACAAAACAAAUUUCUCCAACUCUUCCUCUUCUCCUUCCCCUUCCACUUCCCCCCCCGCCUGUCUCCAAUUCUCCUUCUCCAGUAGCGUCGAAUCGUUUGAGAAAUUCUCAAAAAUUAUGCUCGUUUUAUGUGAAUUUUACGGCUUUCUUUUGCCAUUUCCGCCGAAUUUCAUAUCCGUUUGUUAAAUUUCAGUGUAUGGGUUUGAUUACAAUUUUUUUGAAAUCGGUUGGUUUUUAAUUUCAUUUGUUGGGCAAUGUGGUUUUGUGGCUGCCACAGUAAGUGUCUCAGUCAGAAUCGGUAGGUAGAUCCGUGAGAAUUUGUUUUGAGGAGGAGGUUUUAAGGGUAAUGAUUCUUGUUUGAGGGGGAUCUCGUGGAUUUGAGCCUGGUUAUUAGGUGUUUUGUUUAGUUUUCAAUCCUACAGUUUAUUAUUCUCGGGAUCUUAGUGCCCUUGGCGUAUUUUAAUUUGGAUUAGUUCAAUUGAAAAUUAAUGGCUUUUGAUCCAUUCUCAUGCACGUUGAUGAUGGUUGAGUGAGAGGGGUCUAGAUCUGAUCAGGGGGAAAGACAGGAUUUUUGGGUUGUUUUUACAAUUGGUUUUGGUUAUAUUUAAUCAUGGAUCAUGUUCUCGGGGGGAAGUUCAAGCUAGGUCGGAAGAUUGGAAGUGGGUCUUUUGGCGAACUUUAUCUCGGUGUUAAUGUACAAAGUGGAGAGGAAGUGGCUAUUAAGCUGGAAUCUGCAAAGACUAAGCAUCCUCAGCUACAUUAUGAGUCAAAACUGUAUGUGCUUCUUCAGGGAGGAACUGGGGUUCCCCACCUUAAGUGGUUUGGAGUUGAGGGCGAGUACAAUAUCAUGGUUAUUGAUCUCCUUGGACCAAGUCUUGAAGACUUGUUCAACUAUUGCAAUCGGAAGUUUACUCUGAAAACAGUAUUAAUGCUCGCAGAUCAGCUGAUUAAUAGAGUUGAGUAUAUGCACUCGAGGGGUUUUCUGCACCGUGAUAUAAAGCCCGACAACUUCUUAAUGGGCUUAGGACGGAAAGCCAAUCAGGUUUACAUCAUUGACUAUGGCCUUGCAAAAAAGUAUAGGGAUCUUCAAACUCAUAAGCACAUACCAUACAGGGAGAACAAGAAUCUCACAGGAACAGCUCGAUAUGCCAGUGUUAAUACUCACCUUGGAGUUGAACAAAGUAGAAGAGAUGAUCUGGAGUCUCUCGGUUAUGUUCUUAUGUAUUUUCUAAGGGGAAGUCUUCCCUGGCAGGGGUUAAAAGCAGGGACAAAAAAACAGAAAUAUGAUAAGAUUAGUGAAAAGAAGAUGUUAACUCCUAUAGAGGUGUUGUGCAAGUCUUAUCCAUCAGAAUUCAUAUCGUAUUUCCAUUAUUGCCGUUCAUUGAGGUUUGAGGACAAACCAGAUUAUUCAUAUUUGAAGAGGCUUUUUCGUGAUUUGUUUAUUCGAGAAGGUUAUCAAUUUGAUUACGUGUUUGACUGGACUAUAUUGAAGUACCCACAGAUUGGUGCUAGUUCCAAACUGCGGCUGCCUGGUGGGAAAGCAGGUUUAAAUGCUGGCCCUUCUGUUGAAAGAACUGACAAGAUUUCAGUGGGACAAGAGCUCCGUGAUAAAUUCUCAGGUGCAGUCGAAGCGUUUACUAGGAGAAACCCUUCUGGACUGCAUGGUGAUCACUCAAAGCACAAAGCCUCUGAAGAUGGACCAUCAUCUAAAGAUGUGCAACUAGAUUCUGAGAGAGGUCGUACUUCCUCCCGGCAUGGCAGUGCAUCAAGGAGGGCUCUCAUUUCAAGUAGCAGGCCAAGUUCUUCCGGUGAGCCUAGUGAGAAUCGAUCAAGCCGGCUCGUCUCAGGCAGUGGCCGCCUGUCCUCCAGCCAAAGAUUGCAAGCUGGGGUUGAGCCCAGAUCGGCUACCAUCUCCCGUGGCACAGGCACAAGGGGUGUUCGGGACGAUUCACUUCGAAGCUUUGAACUCUUGUCUCUCGGCACAGAGAAGAGGAAGUGAAGAACACUUUCCCAACAGAGCUUUUGCACCAGGAGAGGAAAAUCACUACUCUCUUUAAUUUUUUCCUGAAUCAAUUGGUUCCUUUCAUGGAUGAAAUCCAAAGGGGUUCAUCUCUUUGGAGAAAGUGUGACUAAUAUUAUGUCUAAUGUGAAGAUGUAACGUGUGAUGUCUCUGUUUUUUUAUUGGUCAUUACAGCGUGUUGUACAUUUAUAAACAAUUCCUUCUGAGGAUUGGUGGCUGUAAUCCUCCCCUUUUUACUUCAAAGAAAUGCAAUUGUUGGUACAAGAUCUGUGGCUCAA
Molecule: messenger RNA, 2389 nt
Organism: Malania oleifera
Lineage: Eukaryota; Viridiplantae; Streptophyta; Magnoliopsida; Santalales; Ximeniaceae
Product: casein kinase 1-like protein 10
Exons: 14
Coding region: 702-2090 (462 amino acids)
Biological process (GO): peptidyl-serine phosphorylation; endocytosis; signal transduction
Cellular component (GO): nucleus; cytoplasm
Molecular function (GO): protein serine/threonine kinase activity; ATP binding
Source: RefSeq, a predicted model, not a curated record